Molecule: messenger RNA, 9331 nt
Organism: Rhagoletis pomonella (apple maggot)
Lineage: Eukaryota; Metazoa; Arthropoda; Insecta; Diptera; Tephritidae
Product: papilin-like
Exons: 16
Biological process (GO): extracellular matrix organization
Cellular component (GO): extracellular region; extracellular matrix
Molecular function (GO): metalloendopeptidase activity; serine-type endopeptidase inhibitor activity
Source: RefSeq, a predicted model, not a curated record
UUUAGUUCAACGGCCUUGAUAUUAUUCAUCCUGCUCUUCUGUGUUCAAUCCUCACACUCCAGAUUUUAUGGAACGCGACAGAAAAGACAAUAUGGCGCUAAUAUGUACUUACCAGCGAGUUACAUUGUGCCCGGCGGCGAGGGUGAUGAUGCUGAUGAAUGGACUGACUGGAGCUCACCAUCAGAGUGUUCACGCUCAUGCGGUGGCGGCGUAUCAUUUCAAACGCGCGACUGUCGAAGACUUGCACCCAAUGGGGCGCCGCUUUGCAGGGGUGGCAAUCGCAAGUACUUCUCCUGCAAUACCCAAGACUGCCCCGAAGAGGAGCCCGACUUUAGAUCGCAGCAAUGUGCGCGCUUCAAUCGUGUACCCUUCGAUGGCGUGACCUAUGAAUGGGUGCCAUACACGAACGCACCCAAUCCGUGUGAGCUGAAUUGUAUGCCGGUGGGCGAGCGUUUCUACUAUCGCCAGAAGGCGAAGGUCAUCGAUGGUACACGCUGCAAUGACCGUGAACUUGAUGUGUGCGUGGACGGCGAAUGUCAGCCGGUGGGUUGUGAUAUGAUGCUGGGCUCGAAUGCGAAGGAGGACAAGUGCCGCAAAUGCGGUGGAGAUGGCAGCACGUGCCACACGAUAGCGAAUACUUUCACUGCCAACAACUAUCCAGUUGGAUACAAUGACAUCGUACUCAUUCCCGAUGGCGCCACCAAUAUACGCGUGCAGGAGACUGCACCCUCGAACAACUAUUUGGCCUGCCGCAACUCAUCCGGACAUUACUACUUGAACGGAAAUUGGCGCAUUGAUUUCCCGCGCCCAAUGUUCUACGCGGGCUGCUGGUGGAAUUAUCAAAGAAAGCCGGCAGGUUUUGCCGCACCCGACCAACUGACGUGCAGUGGCCCGACAACGGAGUCAAUUACAAUCAUGAUGUUGGUGCAAGAUAAGAAUGUGAGCAUAGAUUAUGAGUACAGCAUACCAGAAACGAUACACAAUGCACCGCCAGUGGAGUACUCGUGGACACACAUGGAAUUCGAGCCGUGCAGUGUGCCCUGCGGCGGCGGUACACAGUCUCGUACGGUGACCUGCAACAACCGCAUGACUCUCGAAGAGGUUGAUCCCAAUUUGUGUGAUGCCAGCGCUAAGCCAGACGAGGAGCAAGCAUGUGGCGAAAGCCCAUGCGCACCCCACUGGGUCGAAGGUGAGUGGGGAAAAUGCUCGAAGGGCUGCGGAGCCGAUGGUGUUCAGAAUAGGACAGUUAGCUGUGAACGUAUCUCGCCAAAUGGUGACCGCACAGCAGAAGAAGACUCAGUUUGCCUGAAAGAAGUGGGCAAUAAACCAGCCACACAACAAGAGUGUAAUAGAGAUGUGAAGAACUGCCCUAAAUAUCACUUGGGACCUUGGGCGCCGUGCGACAAAUUGUGCGGCGAAGGUAAGCAGAAACGGAAAGUGACUUGCUAUAUUGAAGAGAACGGCCGUAAGCGUAUACUGCCCGAAGAAGACUGUGUGGAAGAGAAACCACCGACUGAGAAGGAAUGCAUGUUGGCUCCUUGUGAGGGUGUGGAUUGGAUUAUUUCCGAAUGGAGUGGGUGCGAUGAAUGUGGACAAAAGACGGAAACACGCACUGCCAUUUGCGCAACCAAAUCAGGCAAAAUUUAUCCUGAAGAAUUCUGUGCGCCCGAAGUACCUGCACUGUCGCGACCAUGCGAAUCGUCGAAAUGUAAGCCAAAAUGGUUCACCUCGGAGUGGAGUACGUGCUCUGCCGCGUGUGGCAAGGGCGUACAAUCCCGUAUCGUUAUAUGUGGAGAGUUCGAUGGUAAAAGUAUAAAACCUGCUGAAGACUCCAAAUGUGAAGCCACAGCGAAGCCAGAAAGUGAGCAAGAGUGUGAAGGCGAAGAAAAGGAGUGUCCUGGUCAGUGGUUUACUGGACCUUGGGAGCCAUGUAGUAAACCAUGCGGCGGCGGCGAACGUAAGCGUGAAGUUUUGUGCUUGGCAAAUGGCACAAAGUCGCUCAACUGCGAUGAAUCUAAAAUUGAAUCGCUUUCUGAAAAGUGCAAUACACAAGCCUGUACUGAGGAUGAACUUAUACCAGUUGAUAGUACGGCGGCGCCGAUAGCGGAAGAUGCGAGCGAGGAAGAAGAGUGUGACGAGGAUGAUGAGGGAUUGGAUUUGGAAACAAAGGAGGACCUGAAGAUCUCCGACGGCAUUGAGUUGGAUGAAGAGCCUACUACUUUGUCAUCGCUGAUUACUGAUGAACUAAUGCUAAGCGAUUCACCGUCUACAGGAGAAUCGAGUGAAGUUACUUCUACAGACAUUCCAUAUAGUACCGUUGAGGGAUCUGGCGAAGAAACGGAUAUCACUGAGGAAACUACACUUGUGAGCGAAGGAAGUGGUGAUGAAUCCAGUGCGACUACCGGAAUUUCGGAUACCACUGAAUCUGGUUCAACUGAGGUAUCUUCAUCUGAGCAAACGCCCGAGGGAUCAUCUGUUGAAACAAGUGCGUCGCCUGUAUCUACAGAUUCAACUGAAACUUCACAAUCACCAGAAUCUACCGAAUCCACUGAGCCGGGUACUACCGAUGUUUCCACAUCUACCGAUAUUACUGAGACUACGGAGUCUCCUCAGUCGACAGAGUCAUCUGCAUCACCCGAGUCGACAGAAUCGACUGCAUCGGAAGCAACCGAUGAGUCUAGCUCAACGGAAGUUUCAGCUUCAACGGACUCUACCGUAUCUCCCGAAUCGACAGAAUCCUCAGCUUCACCUGAAACUACGGAAUCACCUGUUUCCACUGAGUCUACAGUUAGUUCUUCAGAUGUCACCGGUUUGUCUGAGUCGACCACGGAAUCAAGUGAUACGACAGGAUCUUCAGAAUCCACCGAAUCGUUGGCCACAGAUUCCACGCAAUCGACAGAUUCUACGGAGUCUGUGUCUACUGACACGACUGACUCAACUGAGUCUACCUCUACUGACACUACAGAGACUACCUCCACUGACACUACAGAGUCUACCUCUACUGACACUACAGAGUCAACAGUUUCUUCAUCCACAGACAUAACAGAAUCAACUAGCGAACAUUCCACGGAAUCAACCGACUCUACAGAAUCGUCAGUGUCAGCUGAUUCUACAACAGGCUCCCCUCUAUCUACAGACUCAACAGAAAGUACGACUGAUUCCUCGGAAACAACUGAUACUACUACCGAUGUUUCAACUGACUCCACAGUUACUGGAUCGGAUGUCACCACAGAUUCAACUGGUUCUGAAGCGACAGAUUCCUCAUCAGACAUUUCCGAUAUUACAGAAACAACUGACGCCAGCUCAGAUUCCUCUCUUAGUACCACUGAUUCUGGUAUAUCGGAAACCACAGAUGACACGGAUUCAACAGUAACCGGCGAAAGUGACGAAACCACAGUGUCGUCGAGUGAUGUUACCGAAACCUCGGGAUCUACCGAUGUUUCAGAAUCAACCACUCUGGGCUUAACUGAGGAAAGCACAACUGAGGGAUCGACUGAGCCAACAACGGAAGGAGUAUCAUCUGAGUCAACAUCCGAAAUUAGUUCAACAGAAGCAUCUACUUUCAGUACUGAGACUAGUGAAAGUACAGAAUCUUCAUCGUCAACUGAUGUAUCGGAAACUACAGAAAUUGGAUCAACUGAAAACACUGAGACUACAGAAAGUAGUCCCACUGAAAGCACAGAAACUACAGAGAGUGGGGCCACUGAUGAAACGACCAUCGAAGGAUCAGGUUCAACGGUUGAUAUUUGGUCUACUACAGAAGAAGGUGAAGACAGCACGCCUUACACGCUUGAAGCGCUUCUCACCAAAUCUCCUAAGCAAAAGAAAUGUAAGGCCAAGAAGGAUUGCAGAAAAGCAGCAUAUGGUUGCUGUCCGGAUAAGAAAACGCCAGCCAAGGGUCCAUUCGAUGAGGGUUGUCCUAUUGUUAAGACCUGCGCUGAAACCAAGUACGGAUGUUGCUCGGACGGUGUUUCACCAGCCGAUGGCGCCAACAAUGAAGGCUGUCCGAAAUCACAGUGCGCUGAGACAUUGUUCGGAUGUUGCCCAGACAACUACACGCCCGCUGAGGGAGAGGACCAUGAAGGCUGUCCUGAAACGACGACUGCACCACCAACUACGACUGUUGAAGAGGUUACAGAGGGAUCUGGAGAAACAACCGAAACACCGGAAAGUGCAAUAUCACCAGAAAGCACAGAAAUUCCAGAAAGCACUAUUGAGCCAGAAAGAGAGGUGGUCAAAUCGUGCUCCUUCGGAGAAUUCGGUUGCUGUCCAGAUGGCACCACCGAAGCUAAAGGCAAAGAUUUCGAAGGUUGUGAACCAGCAGCACCAGAUACCAGAUCGUGUGCACAAACACCAAAUGGUUGCUGCCCAGAUGGCCGCUCUGCUGCUGCAGGCCCUAAUUACGAGGGUUGCGCCCCAUGCACACAAGAGCCAUUCGGUUGUUGUCCAGACAAUCAGACCCCUGCUCACGGACCACUGGGUGAGGGUUGUUGUCUGAACGCGCCAUACGGUUGUUGCCCGGACAAUAUUAACGCUGCACGUGGACCAAACUUUGAGGACUGCGACUGCAAGUACACACCAUAUGGAUGCUGUCCCGAUCAGAAGACGGCAGCACGUGGACCCGACAGUGAAGGCUGUGAUUGUGAGAAAACGCCCCACGGUUGUUGCCCAGAUAAAAUCACGCCUGCAAGUGGACCGAAAUUUGAGGGAUGCGCAUGCCAUACGCUACAAUUCGGUUGCUGUCCCGAUGGCCUUACAAUUGCACAGGGACCACACCACUAUGGCUGCCACUGCUCACAAACCGAAUUCAAAUGUUGCCCCGAUGAGAAAACGCCUGCCAAGGGACCGAAUGGUGAGGGCUGUACUUGUUUGGAGAGCAAAUAUGGCUGCUGUCCUGAUGGUGUUACAGCGGCGGAAGGUGAGAAGUUCGAAGGCUGCGCAUCGGUUAAGGAACCGCCACAAAAGGCAUGCGGUCUGCCAAAGGUUACUGGACCAUGUGGUAACUUCAGCAUCAAGUACUUCUUUGACACUUCGUAUGGCGCAUGCGCACGCUUCUGGUAUGGAGGUUGUGAAGGUAAUAAUAAUCGAUUCGAAACCGAGGGUGACUGCAAGGCCACCUGCCAAGAGUAUAGCGGCAAAGAGGCUUGUUUCUUGCCCAAAAGCUCAGGACCAUGCACGGGCUACAACAAAAAGUGGUACUUUGAUUCGGAACGCAACCGUUGCGAGGAAUUCAAUUACGGAGGCUGCUAUGGCACCUCGAAUCGAUUCGAUAGUUUGGCCGAAUGUCAGGCACUCUGCGCCAUUGAUGAAACUACACCACCCUGCGACCAACCCAUGGAGGCCGGACCCUGCGAGGGCGACUUUGAGCGUUGGUACUAUGACAACCAGACAGAUGUGUGCCGUCCAUUCCGCUAUGGUGGCUGCAAGGGCAACAAGAACAACUACCCAACCGAACAUGCCUGCAGCUAUCACUGCCGACAGCCGGGCGUACACAAAGAUUAUUGCUCGCUUCCUAAGCAACCCGGUGAUUGCAGUGAACAACACGCGCGCUGGCACUACUCGGAUGCGGACAAGAAGUGCAUGCCCUUCUACUACACAGGUUGUGGAGGCAACAAAAAUAAUUUCCCAUCCCAGGAGUCGUGCGAGGAUCAUUGUCCCAAGGAAGUUGCCAAGGACACUUGCGAGAUACCAGCCGAGGUUGGCGCUUGCACAGAUUAUACCGCCAUGUGGUAUUACGACACCAAGGACGAGCGUUGUCGUCAAUUCUACUACGGCGGUUGCGGCGGUAACGACAACAAGUUCCCCACCGAAGAAGCUUGUCUGCAACGUUGCGAGAAGAAACCUGAGCCCGAACCCGAACCAGAACCAGAACCCGCACCGGCACCAGCGCCCACCUCGAAGGAGGUCUGUCAGUACAGCGCAGAUGCCGGUGACUGCCGUGCCUUCAUACUGCAGUGGUACUAUGAUGGAGAAGCCAAAGCCUGUCGUCAAUUCUACUACGGCGGCUGCGGUGGCAAUGCAAAUCGCUUCAAUUCUCAGGAUGAGUGUAAUCAACUCUGCGCCAUACAAUCUCCCCCUGCUGCGCCUGCUCCUGAGCGCCAGCCAGCGCCACAGCCUGCACCAGCGCCAGUAACUGCGAAUGUUUGUGAAACUGCUUCGGAUCCGGGUGACUGCGAUAACUAUGAAUUGAAAUGGUAUUACGAGAAAGACGAGGGUCGUUGCACACAAUUCUACUAUGGCGGCUGCGGCGGCAAUGAAAACCGUUUUGAGACCGAAGAAGCCUGUAAUGCACGCUGUGUGUCACCACUGCCAGAUGUUAAUGUGCGCUUUGGCGAAGAGGAACCGGUACCAGCGCCGGAGCCAGCGCCAGCACCUGUGCCGGAUUCGCGCGAAGACAGGGGUUGUACACUACAGCCUGAUUAUGGCCGCUGCUCCGACAAUAAUCAGACACGUUGGUACUACAAUUACGCCGACGGGCUGUGUGACGAAUUCGUUUAUGGCGGCUGCGAAGGUAACCAGAAUAACUUUAGGAGUGAGGAAGAAUGUCAGGAUCAAUGCUUUGAGGUGCAAACGACCUGCUCACUGCCACCACUGCCGGGUAGAUGUAACGAACAUAUUGUACGCUGGUACUACGACGAGCGUGAUAAGCGCUGCUACGAAUUCGAGUUCACCGGUUGUCGCGGUAAUAGAAACAACUUCGUUACGGAGUCGGAAUGCCUGCAAUGGUGCGGUAAUGAGACACCUCAACAGCCACAGCCAGGAACAUCGGCGCCGGCCUACUCGGUUUGUGAUCUGCCUGUGGAGCGCGGUGAUUGCGACAACAGCACUGCGGCAUGGUUCUACGAUGGCGAGUCGAUGGCUUGCACAGCCUUCUCGUAUUCGGGAUGUGGCGGCAAUGGAAAUCGCUUCGAAUCGAAGGAGCAAUGCGAUCGCCAGUGCGGCGAUUUCAAGGGAGUCGGAACCGAAAAGACGCCCGAAGCCAGCGAGAGCGAAGUCGAACCCAACCCAUGCGACACCUAUGAGCACGAAUGUCGUGCGCUGCGCUGUCCAUUCGGUUCACGCCGUGUUCCGGUGGAGAAUAGCGAUUGCACGCGCUGCGUUUGCGAGAAUCCUUGCGAGCGUCACGAAUGCCCCGAAGGCCAGCAAUGCGCUGUCGACGUGUCAAGCGAUGCAUCCAGACAAUUCAUGCCCGUCUGCCGCGAAACCAACAAGACCGGCGAGUGCCCACAUCUCAGUCAGCCAGAAGAGGAAAACUGCGGUCGUGAAUGUUACACCGAUGCCGACUGUCGUGAGGACAACAAGUGUUGCAGCAAUGGUUGUGGCUUUGUUUGCGUACGCCCUACGCAGCCAACAUCCCGUCCACGGCCCCCGACCACACCUGCGCCAGCUGUCAUCUACCCAGGUGAUGUAGAGGUUGCACUGGAACCCAAGAAACCGCAAGAGGUGGAUGUGCAGGCCGCCGUUGGCGGAAUCGCUGUGUUGCGUUGCUUCGCUACUGGCAGUCCACCACCGAAUGUUACAUGGUCGCGCAGCAAUGUGCUGAUCGACACCAAUCAAGGACGAUAUGUUCUGACUGCCGCCGGUGAUUUGACGAUUGUGCAGGUACGUCAGACGGACAGCGGCUCGUACGUGUGUGUAGCGUCCAAUGGCCUAGGCGAUCCAGUGAGUCGCGCAGUGCAGCUGGCAGUGACAGAGCCAAAAGAGAUACCCGCUUACGUUUAUGGCGAAAAGAAUGCGACACAAAUUGUUAGCUUGAAUCGACCUGCGCAGGUGCGUUGUCCGGCUGGUGGUCAUCCUGCGCCGCAUGUCAGUUGGUGGCGUAAUCGCAAACGUUUGGGCUUGAUAAGUGAUCGCUUCGAGUUGACGCGCGACUAUUCGCUAAUGUUCCGUUCCAUACAAUUGACGGAUCUCGGUCCGUAUACUUGUGAAGUUUGGAAUGGCUUAGGUCGUCCGACGUCCAUGAAAGUUGUUCUAAAGGCAGUGGGGCCAGCACGCGCCGUGACGAACGAUGAAGCGCCCUAUCUGCAAUAUAUCAUAGAUCCAGCACGCGCGCCAGUCACUCAACGACCCUCAUAUCCAUAUCGCCCACAACGGCCACAGCCACCACCGCCACCAGUGUAUGUCGCACCACCGCGCCGGCCACAAACGAUGACCGCGCAAGCUGUGCUUGCAUUGGAUCCCAGAAACACCUAUAGCCCGGGCGCGUCCAUUGCCAUGCAGUGCUCGGUGCAAGGCUACCCCGCACCGAAUGUGACCUGGACAAAGGACUCGAUACCGCUGCAGGCGAACGAACGCAUACAAAUUACAGUUGAGCCACAUACGCUGGUGAUAAACAAUGCCACACCCGAGGAUACUGGCAUGUAUGGUUGCACGGCGAGAAACUCCGUGAGUUAUAACACCAGCGAAGAGCGCAUCACCAUUGAGUCCACGAUACCGAUCCAUCCGGAUUGCGUAGAUAAUCCAUACUUUGCGAAGUGUGAGCUGAUUGUCAGCGGUCGCUACUGUGGUCAUCGGUACUACGCUAAGUUCUGUUGCCGAUCAUGUACGCUAGCUGGCCAAAUAACGUAUCCACAUCCGAAUGCCGUGUAGAUAGAAGGCUACCUGAGUGAAUAAGCGGUCUAGAGCGUGCUUGAUGCUUUACUCUACGAACAUGCAUUUUUUGGCUGUCUUUUUGGCGACAGCAAAUCAGUUAAAAUUCCAAAAGAAAAAAAUAAAAAUAAUUAACAGUACUAUUAACAUUUAAUCGACGCACAAAUUUAGCAAACUAGUAUUUUCCGCUCUAAAAUUAGGUAUUUAAAAAAAUAAAAAUUACAAAAGUAAAUGAUUUUCACACUUUACACGCACACCUUUAGCUGACUCAGCUCGAUCAAAACGAGCUGCAAGUUUUCAGCUAUCCUCAGCUUAAUCACAUCAACAGCAACAGCUUCUAAGUUUUUCGCUCAUGUGAACACAUACACACACACACACACGCACAAAAAAUGCAAAUACUAAGAAGAAGAAUAGCUUUUAUACAUAUACAACUACAUACAUACAUAAAUUUAUAAAAUAGAAUUUUAGUUUUUAAUUUGUUCCUAUUUAUUGUGUCCGUUUGUCCGGUUCGGAUAAGUCAAACACAUGCAUGCAUACUACAUACCGAAUAACUGUAAAUAUGUGUGCCUAUGUAGAAAUCGAAGGUCACACGCAAGCACACUUACACACACAAACCAAUGUACUAAUACUCAUAUAAAACGAUCAAGAGGGAUUUUACUCAUAGACGAUUUUCUGAGUUACCUUUUUGAAAUUAAUUUUAAUUUAAACGAUAUGUUUUGUAAUUACAAAGUGCCUUACGAUU